Messenger RNA from Brassica rapa (field mustard), 1089 nucleotides. RefSeq lists its product as uncharacterized. Gene Ontology annotation, molecular function: protein binding. NCBI's taxonomy places the organism in Eukaryota, Viridiplantae, Streptophyta, Magnoliopsida, Brassicales, Brassicaceae. The record is from RefSeq and is a predicted model, not a curated record.
CUUCACUUCUCAUUCACAACACAGCUCAAAUCCGAUAAACCCCAAGAAGAUGCUCUUACGAAGCGCGUCGACUCCACUUCUCAACUCGUUGGUCCAUGCCUCGAGCCCAAGGGAAUCUCCAAUCGAAGCCGUUGAAUCUGUUCAUCAGAUCCAACGGCCCAGAUCGCUGAUGCUCUCUUCCUCUUCCCCUUGCUGUUACAGCUCGAUGUCCGUCCACUCCAGCGACGAAUCCGCGAGGAGGAUGAAACGGACGGCGUCGGAGAGCGAUCUACGUCACCUGACGAAGCCGGCGAGUAAGUUCCUCAGCGGCGGCGGUGCUCUGAUGGAGGACGUGGAAGAAGGAAUCGGGUUCGGGCUUACACGCACGUCUUCUUACGAUGGAUUGAGCUGGGGUUUGGAGGAGGAUGAUACUGAGGUUAGCGGCGGUUGCGGCGGCGGCGGUGGGGUUAUUCGCGGCGGAGGAAAAGGUGACGGAUCUGAUGGUGAGGAUGGAGAUGAUGGCACGGAUGUUCACUAUCGUAAGAUGAUUGAAGCUAAUCCUGGAAACGGGAUUUUUCUCAGCAAUUACGCUAAGUUCUUGAAAGAGGUUCGUAAAGAUUACGUGAGAGCAGAGGAGUAUUGCGGGAGAGCGAUUCUGACGAAUCCUAACGAUGGGAAUGUUCUGGCUAUGUACGCUGAAUUGGUGUGGACUAUCCAUAAGGAUUCAUCUCGUGCUGAGUCUUACUUUAAUCGAGCUGUUGCAGCUGCUCCUGAUGACUGUUAUGUACAAGCUUCUUAUGCGAGAUUUCUUUGGGAUGCUGAUGAGGAGGAAGAAGAGGAGGAGAGACAUGAAGAAGAACUUGAGCCUCAAACUUGUCGAAUGAGUUUCUUCACUGGUCCUUCCCCAAUUACGGCCAUGUCUUAAGUCUCGGCAUCUCUAUCCACUUUUAUAGAUUUAGAUAAGCGUGUUACGUCUAUGAUCUAUCUAACCCUUUUGUUUUAAUGUGAAUUCGUUAUUGUUUGCUUCAGUUUUAGAAUUGGUCUGAGCUGUAGUAGGUACCACGUGAAUAAAAAUAAAGACUAUCGAAUAAAAGUUUUGCUUUUGAUCUG